Molecule: messenger RNA, 1710 nt
Organism: Trypanosoma theileri
Lineage: Eukaryota; Euglenozoa; Kinetoplastea; Trypanosomatida; Trypanosomatidae
Product: calpain family cysteine protease-like protein
Exons: 1
Biological process (GO): proteolysis
Molecular function (GO): calcium-dependent cysteine-type endopeptidase activity
Source: RefSeq, a predicted model, not a curated record
AUGCCAUCCUGCUGUUUAUGCUGCAAUGAUCCACCGAAUUAUGUGAAUGGAAAGCCUACUGUAUCGGGCGGGGAUGUGAUUUCGUGCUUCGAAGAUGGUCGCCUCUUUCGCGUCAUUAAAGGGAAGAAAUGGUAUUACUAUAAUGAUACGCAAGAAUCUGUAAUGGAUGUGAAUGUGGUGUUUGGUGUGGGAUCAGUCAUUAAGGCACUUGGAAAUACACAAAUUCAUCAAACAGACUCCUCCGGGGCAGGUGUUGCAAAUCUUCGUGUGAUGCCGUUAGAAACGGAGCCAUUUAUUAAAGGUAAGCCGCAGGGAUUUAAUAUUAUCGUAUCAGAAGAGUCCGUUACAGAUGAACAGAAAAGGAUGUAUAUGAAGACUGCUCAUGAAACGGUUGCAAAAAACAUGCAAAAAGUCCGUGAUGUUCUUAAAAAGGCCAAGGAGGGUGCAGUCGCUGCUAUGAAGAAUGAAGAUCGUGCUGUAUACCUAUGUAUAAAGUACAAGGUAUCUUAUGUAGACAUGAACUUCCCACCCAUUGCAGAUUCACUUCGCCCCAGCAGUGAUACCUCAACUCGAAAUAGACGGUUAGAAAACUUGAAUGAUUUUGCGUGGCGAAGACCACGGGAUUAUCUUCCGAGAUCUUGGCAUAAAAAGAUUGCACUAUACAGGAAAAAGAUAACUCCCCAAUCUAUUGAUCAGGGGACACUUGGUGAUUGUUGGUUCUUAUGCUCUAUCAGUGCACUGGCAGAGGAACCGAAAAAUAUCCGUUCACUCUUUCUUAAUCCACAUUGGUGCUGUCGAAAGAAACAGGAAAGAAGGGCCGGUGCCUAUAGAGUGACACUUAAUAUUAACGGGAUAUGGCGUACCCUUAUAGUGGAUGAUUAUCUUCCAUCCACAUCUAAGCUCCCAUGCUUUGCACGCUCUCGCCACUCACCAUGUGAUCUGUGGGUCUCUCUUUUGGAGAAGGCAUACGCUAAGGCCUAUGGAUCAUAUGCUGCCAUUUCUGGUGGAUCUCCCACAUACGCAUUACAGGAUCUUACUGGGUUUCCAUCGUUUUAUUUUAAAAAAUUGUGGAAUGAUGCGUUGAAGAGCUCUGAUUCUGCGGAUAAAUUCUUUAAAUUAUUGCAUCAAUGGAGACAUCAAAAAUACCUUAUCACUGUAGAUACACCUUCAGAAGAUGUGCGCAGCUAUUCUUCACGUCGCAGGAUGAGUAAUAUUGAAGCGGAUGAGGUGGAGAGACUGUACAAGAAGGCUGGACUUGCAAUGGGUCACGCUUACACUGUACUGGACGUUCGACAUUUCCCCCUUCACCGACUUUGCAUGUUGAAGAUACGAAAUCCAUGGGCCAAUGAUGUGGAAUGGAGUGGUGAUUGGUCUGAUAAUAGUGACAUGUGGAAGAAGUAUCCAAUUAUUAAAGCUCUUUGCCGGCCGGAAAAGAAGAAAGAUGGUGUUUUUUGGAUGGAGUGGAAAGAUGUGGUGAAGUUCUUUGAAGAUGGAUGUGUUUGUUUUUACCGCCCAGGCCGAUUUGAGUACCGCAUCCCGGCAGUCUUUGAUGGUGAGGUACCAAACAUUGUUCUUGAGGUGGUGGUGAAGAAAAAAAAGAAAUUCAAGGCAUUUGUGAUGCUGCAGCAGAGAGAAACACGCGGAUUGCCCCCAGGUCACCCAGAAUCUCAACAGACUGGACUCUUAAUUACAAUCUUUGCUGCAGAUGGA